Messenger RNA from Mycosarcoma maydis (corn smut), 480 nucleotides. RefSeq lists its product as uncharacterized. The coding region runs from base 1 to 480 and encodes 159 amino acids. The record is from RefSeq and is a predicted model, not a curated record. Lineage: Eukaryota; Fungi; Basidiomycota; Ustilaginomycetes; Ustilaginales. The transcript has 2 exons.
AUGUCUGAAGCGUACGCAGAAAAGUCUGAUCAGCAGAUCAUUGACGAGCAGUUUCGUGACUUGGACAACAAGUCGGACAGCCGUCUCAAAAACUCGUUCAACUCAAAGACCACCGUCACCUCGGAAGAAUCGGGCAUCAACGAAUCAGGACUUGAGCAUUUUCCGGGUGCUUCGGUCAGUGUCGGCCGCACAGGCCAGACUGGUGGUGGCACUAAUCCCCAGAAUAUUCCUCCCGACGAGGGCGGAGACGACCGUUCGCAGCGUACAGGCGAGUCGAGCAUCCGUUUCGAGGGCACCGGCGGUCCGGAAGACAAGAAGUUUGAGGCGCUUCGUGACAACCCUGGCGGAUUCGACGCCAACCCUAGGGGCGUCUAUGAGGCUCGUCAGCCCAACUUUAACGAGCCGGUGCCUCAAACUGAGCCACAGCGGCUCGAGACGGAUCAGGAGGCUACCGCUCGCAGCCACGUGAUCAACUCGUAA